GAAACCUUAAUUUUGGUCCAAUUUUAGCAGCAGCAAUGGGAAAAGAUAAGAAGAAAAAUGGCAAAAAAGGAGAAAAAGGAGCAGCGGCCAUUGUCCACGAACCUGUUCGGGAGUCUGCUGUUUCUUUACAUUCGUUGACAGCGACUGGUGGUCAGGCUGAGGAUCAUCAGGUCAGCUCAGGACUCCAAGAGGAGAUCAAACCCUGUGAAGAGCCCCCGUCCCUUGAACCGGUGGAAUAUGAGGAACCCAUUCUCACCCAACUCAUUGUAGAAAGCUAUGAAGGAGAUAAAGUCCAUGGACUGUAUGAGGGAGAAGGACUAGCAAAAUUCCAAGGAGGAAAUGUAUACCAAGGCAUGUUUUCAGAAGGUCUCAUGCAUGGACAAGGAGCAUAUACAUGGGCUGAUGGUGUGAAGUACGAGGGAAACUUUGUGAAGAAUGUUCAGAUGCAUCGUGGCAGUUACACUUGGCCUGACGGCAGCGUCUAUGAAGGCGAGGUGAAGAACGGCAUCAGGCAUGGCUUCGGCAUUUACAAGUGUGGCUCUUACCCUGUUUCGUACGUUGGCCAGUGGUUUGAAGGCAAAAGACAUGGCAAGGGCACCAUUUAUUACAACCAGGAGGGCUCUUCUUGGUAUGAAGGAGACUUUGUAAACAAUAUCAAAAGUGGAUGGGGAAUAAGAUGCUAUAAGUCUAGCAAUAUCUAUGAAGGCCAAUGGGAGAGAGAUGUGCGCCAUGGCGAAGGCCGGAUGAGGUGGUUGACAACAAAUCAGGAAUAUACAGGACAAUGGGUGAACGGAAUACAGCAUGGGUAUGGCACUCACACUUGGUAUCUGAAGAGAAUACCUGGGUCACAAUAUCCCUUAAGGAAUGAAUAUGUUGGAAACUUUGUCAAUGGGGAUCGCCAUGGGCAUGGAAAGUUCUUCUUUGCCAGUGGAGCCACGUAUGAUGGAGAGUGGGUUUUCAAUAAAAAGCAUGGCAUGGGUAAGCUUGUGUUCAAGAAUGGGCGUGUUUACGAAGGUGAAUUUAUAAACGAUCAUAUAGCAGAGUACCCAGCUUUUCAGCUUGAUGAUAUGAACGCACAGAAUCUGAGUGGCAUUUGCAAUCCCUUUGGCACUGAAAGUAUCAAAGUGGUCAAUGGCCCCGGAAGUUUGCCUGUGCUGGGAUCCACCAUUGAAAUAGACAUAUCAACCUUGUUGGCUAUAUUUCCGGAAAAAGACAGGGAGGAGGAAAUCAAACAGACGGAGUUUGCUGUGUUGAGGCAUAUCUCGGAAUUGAGGAAAAUCUACACCUUUUACAGUAGCUUAGGGUGUGACCGCUCUCUUGACAAUACCUUCCUGAUGACCAAGCUUCAGUUCUGGCGGUUCUUAAAGGACUGUUGCUUCCAUCAUUGCAAUGUGACCCUUGCUGACAUGGAUCGAAUCCUGAAUGAUGAAAAGUCUCUUGAAGAGAUUCACUCCCCUUAUGAGACACUGCUGCUUCGAAUGUUUUUGACCUACCUGAUCUAUUUGUCAUUCCACAUCUAUCACAAAGAGUUUGGCGACAGAAGCCCCCGUCUGUUCAAGUGCUUCUCCAGAAUGAUGACAAAGAACAUCCUUCCCAAUGCCUGUCAAAUAAAAGGUGUUUUGUUCAGUGACCAGCAAGAAACAGUCUAUGCUGUCAAUUACAUCGACAAGUGCUGGGAGAUUUACAAAGCUUUCUGCAGACUGAGCUCCUUAGCCCCUUAUGAGCCUACUAUGAAAAUGAGGCAUUUCAUCUGGAUGCUGAAAGAUUUAAGACUUGUAAGCAAGCAGUUAACUGCCACCAAAAUUGUAGACAUCCUGGCGAAAGACAGUCCCUGCGUUCGGGAUGGAGAGGACACUAAUUUAGAGAAAGAGCUGGUUUUUCUGGAGUUUUUCGAAGCCCUCCUCGAUUGUGCCUUGCUGUACGUCACUGAUGAAAUGUUGAAGCAGCAAGCAGAAUGGGUCAGCCAGCUGGAAAGUAGUGGCCAACCGAGUGACAUCUCUGAAGGAGUCAAGAUUUCUCCGCCGACUCAGGAGUUGUCUUCUCGUCAGUCAUUUCAGACCAGAAGUACAAGCAGCGCUGAAGCAAGCAAUGAAACUGGGGACACGGCUGUUUGCUGUGUUAGUACCAAGUCUUCUGCAAGCAGGAUUGUGCAUUUUGUUGAUGCUUCAAAGACCAAGACCAAGGGAAAAACCAAGGACGAUGAAAAAGAUGAGAAAACGUCUCGGCGUGGUUCAAAAUCCUCCCAGAAAGAGAGAGCAGGGUCUCUGCAAGGAAGCCAUGCUGGUGCAACUCUGAAUGUCACCUUUAUCUCUGAUGUGAUGCCUGCAGAUGACAAAGAGGAAAGGGGAGCUCAGACUCUGCUGGACUUGGAAGAGGAGCAUGGCCCCCUUCUCAGCACACCCCUAAAAGAAUUGGCUGAAAAACUGGAAAAAGCCAAAGAAGACCUAAAGACCCAACUCAGUUUGUGGAUGAGUCGCAUUUACAUCUUCUUUGUGAGGAAUUUUUUUGCUAACUACAAGCACUUGCAAAAUGUGAAGGAGACCAUUUUGGACAACCGGGUGCAGGAGGAAGAGCUGGCAGUGCAGAGGAGGAUCAGAGAGGAGGAAGAGGAAGCUCGUCUUCUUGCUUUGUGGGAAGCAGAAGAGGCCAAAAAGCUAGAAGAAGCUGCAGCAGAAAAGGCCGCCUUGGAACUUGAAGAAAGCAUGAACAGAGAAGCAGAGGAGGGCUCAGUCCAGCUGCUGUCUCCGCCAAAGGAAGAAUCUCCCAUUUUGCCUCAGAUCCCGCCAAGUAGCAAAGCCACUACAUCAGGGAAGAAAAAGAAAAAGUAA
Heteronotia binoei (common prickly gecko) is the source of this 2828-nucleotide messenger RNA. RefSeq names its product radial spoke head 10 homolog B2-like. The coding region runs from base 36 to 2828 and encodes 930 amino acids. The transcript is spliced from 20 exons. Lineage: Eukaryota; Metazoa; Chordata; Lepidosauria; Squamata; Gekkonidae. The record is from RefSeq and is a predicted model, not a curated record.